AAAGAAAAAGUGUGAUGAUAAAUUUUAAAUGGGUGAUUUGGUGACAAAUUUGUCACACCUCCUUGUUCUGGUGAAGGAUAAGAAUGGACAACAUACAGCUUUGUAAUGUUUUCAAAUCAUAUUAUUGGAUUAAAAUCCAAUACCAAUUAUAGGGUUUUUGUUCGUGCUUCUCUCCAUUUCAGAAAUUACUUUUGCCUAAUUCAAUCAGACAUGGGUCGAUCUCGAGUGGUGUCGAAGUUAGCUGACAAUGAUCCCAAUCCAAGUAAAUCAUCCAAAAGGAAAAGAAGUGCUUCGACUUUAGACACUUUAGAGACCACGGCUUACAAUAUGGUUUUAGGGCUAUGCAAUGGCGAUAUGAAAGCUCCUUUAUAUCAUUGCAAUUAUUGUAACAAGGAUAUCUCCGGAAAGAUUCGGAUUAAGUGUGUAGUUUGCCCAGAUUUUGAUCUCUGUAUUGAGUGCUUCUCUGUUGGAGCUGAGGUUUCUACUCACAAAAGUAAUCACCAUUAUAGGGUUAUGGACAACUUGUGUUUUCCUCUUAUUUGUCCGGAUUGGAAUGCAGAUGAAGAGACAUUACUGCUGGAGGGUAUUGGGAUGUAUGGAUUUGGCAACUGGAAGAAAGUUGCCGAACGUGUUGGAACAAAAAGCAAAGCACAAUGUAUUGACCACUAUAAUGCUAUAUACUUGAACUCCCCAUGUUUUCCUUUCCCUGAUUUAUCCCAUGAUUUGGGAAAGAGCAAAGAUGAGCUCCUUGCCAUGGCCAAAGGACCAAGUGAAGUCAAAAUUGAAAGCCCCAUGGUUGGAGAGCUUCCGCCAAAUGAAGAGUCUCUCUUAUCUACUAGAGUCAAAUAUGAAGAAUCCAAAACUGAUCCAAGUACUCAAUAUUCAACUCACCCAAAUGCUGAGGUUUGUGGUACUGAUUUGGAAAAAGUAAUCCCAAACGAAUCCCAGAUCAAAGACGAAAUUAAACUUGAAGAAUCUCAAUUGGAUAGGAGUAUUGGAGAGAAGAAACCUCACUCAAGGGAUGAGGAACCCUCAAUAACAGAGUUUAGUGGCUAUAAUUUCAAGAGGCAGGAGUUUGAAAUUGAAUAUGAUAACGAUGCGGAGCAAUUACUUGCAGAUAUGGAAUUUAAGGAUAAUGACACUAAUGUUGAGCGUGAAUUGAAGCUACGAGUACUUCGUAUCUACUCAAAAAAGCUUGAUGAGAGAAAACGCAGGAAGGAUUUUAUACUGGAAAGAAAUUUAUUUUACCCUGAUCUGUUUGAGAAGAACCUCUCACCUGAAGAAAAGGAAAUGUAUCAGCGGUUCAAGGUCUUCAUGCGAUUCCACUCAAUAGAAGAGCAUGAGGAAUUUCUCCAGAUUAUUAUUGAGGAACAUCGAAUUAUAAAAACAAUUCAGGAUCUUAAGGAAGCUCGAGCUGUUGGUUGCCAAACAGCAGCUGAGGCAGAUAAAUUUAUUCAACAAAAGAGAAGAAAGAGUGAAGAAAGUGCUCUUACGAUUAGGGAGAGUGGUCAUGCUGGUCCAAGCGGGAAAGUUUUGGAGAAGCUAACUCAUCUGAAUGGAGGAUUAGAUGGCAGUCCUCGAUGUCUUGUUAGGGGAUCCAUGGAUAUACACACUGGUGCAAAAGAUUCGUCAAUAGCGAUGCAUUCUAUUUCAAGCUCCUCAAAUGAUUGGGACAUCGCUGGAUUAGCAGGGGCCAACUUACUCUCUGAAACUGAGAAACAACUUUGCUGCGAAAUCCGAAUACUACCUUUGCAUUAUCUCAACAUGUUGCAGAUCAUGUCCAUAGAAGUGUUGAAUGGCAAGGUAACAAAGAAAUCUGAUGCCUAUAACUUGUUUAAGGUUGAACCCAACAAAGUUGAUAGGGUUUAUGAUAUGCUUGUGAAGAAAGGAAUAGUUCAAGCAUAAUAAUUUUCCGUGUCCAAUUUUGUUACUGAACUUGUAAUUAUUUGAUUUAUAAGUUAGUAGCCAUGCGGCUAUGGCAAUUAUUUGGCCAAAUUUUAUAUGGCAAUGUUAAUGCUAGGCAUUGGUGUUCUUUAACCUCUGUACUACGCUGUUUAAAUUUAUUAUGGAACAGGGCAUGUUGCACAGAUUACCUGCAUUAUCCUCUUCAGUUUA
This is a messenger RNA of Humulus lupulus (European hop), 2115 nucleotides long. RefSeq names its product transcriptional adapter ADA2a-like. The coding region runs from base 106 to 1905 and encodes 599 amino acids. Lineage: Eukaryota; Viridiplantae; Streptophyta; Magnoliopsida; Rosales; Cannabaceae. The record is from RefSeq and is a predicted model, not a curated record. Gene Ontology annotation, cellular component: nucleus. The transcript has 12 exons. Gene Ontology annotation, biological process: regulation of transcription by RNA polymerase II; chromatin remodeling. Gene Ontology annotation, molecular function: zinc ion binding; chromatin binding; transcription coactivator activity.